Molecule: messenger RNA, 1344 nt
Organism: Orycteropus afer afer
Lineage: Eukaryota; Metazoa; Chordata; Mammalia; Tubulidentata; Orycteropodidae
Gene: NADK
Product: NAD kinase
Exons: 11
Coding region: 1-1344 (447 amino acids)
Biological process (GO): NAD+ metabolic process; NADP+ biosynthetic process
Molecular function (GO): NAD+ kinase activity
Source: RefSeq, a predicted model, not a curated record
AUGGAGCAAGAGAAGAACAGCCUGAGCAGGGAGCUGAGUCCGGACCUGGCCCCGUACCGCUGUACGGCGUGCCAUGGGGACGAGGACUGGAGCCACAGCCACCCCAUCAGGGGCCGGGCCAAGUCCCGCAGCCUGUCUGCCUCCCCUGCCCUGGGGAGCACCAAGGAGUUCAGGAGGACCCGCUCCCUCCAUGGGCCAUGCCCGGUGACCACUUUUGGACCAAAGGCCUGUGUGCUACAGAACCCUCAGACCAUCAUGCACAUCCAAGACCCUGCAAGCCAGAGGCUGACGUGGAACAAGGCUCCGAAGAGUGUCCUUGUCAUCAAGAAGAUCCGUGAUGCCAGCCUGCUGCAGCCCUUCAAGGAGCUCUGUGUGUACCUCAUGGAGGAGAACAACAUGAUUGUGUACGUGGAAAAGAAAGUUCUGGAAGACCCCGCUAUUGUGAGUGAUGAGAACUUCGGACCAGUGAAGAAGAAAUUUUGCACUUUCAGAGAAGAUUACGAUGACAUUUCCAAUCAAAUUGACUUCAUUAUCUGCCUUGGGGGAGACGGGACACUGCUGUAUGCCUCCUCCCUCUUCCAGGGCAGUGUGCCCCCCGUCAUGGCCUUCCACCUGGGCUCCCUGGGCUUCCUGACCCCCUUCAACUUUGAGAACUUCCAGUCCCAAGUUACUCAGGUGAUAGAGGGGAAUGCAGCCAUCAUCCUCCGGAGCCGGCUCAAAGUGCGCGUCGUGAAGGAGCUCAGAGGGAAGAAGGCGGCAGCUCCGAAUGGGGUCAGAGAGAAUGGCACGCUGGCCCCGGACACCGAUGUCGGGAAGCAGGUCAUGCAGUACCAGGUCCUAAAUGAGGUGGUAAUUGACAGAGGCCCUUCCUCCUACCUCUCCAACGUGGACGUCUACCUGGACGGACACCUCAUCACCACAGUUCAGGGUGACGGAGUGAUCGUGUCUACCCCGACCGGAAGCACGGCAUAUGCAGCUGCAGCUGGAGCCUCCAUGAUCCACCCCAACGUGCCAGCCAUCAUGAUCACCCCCAUCUGCCCACACUCGCUGUCCUUCCGGCCCAUUGUGGUUCCUGCCGGAGUGGAGCUCAAGAUCACACUGUCCCCAGAGGCCAGGAACACCGCGUGGGUUUCCUUUGAUGGACGGAAAAGACAGGAGAUCCGCCAUGGGGACAGCAUCAGCAUCACCACCUCCUGCUACCCACUGCCCUCCAUCUGCGUCCAAGACCCUGUGAGCGACUGGUUUGAGAGCCUGGCCCAGUGUCUGCACUGGAAUGUACGGAAGAAGCAAACUCACUUCACAGAGGAGGAAGAGGAGGAGGUGGGCGGGGAGGGGCAGGGCUAG